AUGUCAGGAGAAACAAUCAGGUCUAUUGAAGAUCAGGCAAUUAAAUUGGAACCUAUAGAAUUUUCAAUAGAAGCCGUUAAAUGUGAAAUUGAGGAUGAAUUUGAUGCUGUUGAAGAUAUUGUUAAGUCUGAGUCGUUUUCGGAGGACGGAGAAACGUGUCUCGAAAGAUUCAUGAAGACUGAGGUAACUAUAGAAGAAGAAGACCAAACGGUGUUAAUUGAGACACCUGCUUAUGAAUUUGACGACGGAAUACCUUUUUUAUGUACAAUAUGUGAUAAAGUAUUCGAUACACUUCAUCUAUUAGAUCAGCAUGUUUGUGAACAGAUCACGGAACAACCUUCAAGCUUACAUGUAUCUGAUAAGGUAAAUAAAAAUAAAAAUACUCUUACUGUAAAUAGUUUUCAUACAUGCUCAAUAUGUGACAUGACAUUUGCAAAAACGAGUACUUUGAAAGUGCAUAUGCGUAUUCAUAUAGGAGAACAUCCAUUGAAAUGUGAAAUAUGCGAUAAGAAAUUUAUAAAAAUUACCACUUAUAAGUCACACAUGCUUAUUCAUACUGGAGAACCACCUUACAAAUGCAAAAUAUGUAACAAAAACUACAGUCAAUCCAGUAGUUUAAAGCGGCAUAUGGUUAUUCAUACUCAAGAGCAUCGUCACAUAUGUGAAAUUUGCAAAAAGCCAUUCCUUGCUGUGGGUGAUUUGACAAACCACAUGCGUGUUCACACCGGAGAACGUCCUUAUAAGUGCAAAAUUUGUGAUAAGGCAUUUGCACUAUUGUCUAAUAUGAGGUUACACAUGCUUAUUCAUUCUGAAGAACGUCCUUACAAAUGCGAAAUAUGUAACAAAGCAUUCAAAGUACCCGGUGUAUUGAGGCAGCAUAUGAUAACUCAUACAACAGAGCGUAAUUACAAAUGCUUGAUAUGCAAUAAGACAAUUGCACGACAGCAUGAUUUUAAUGAGCAUAUGCUUAUUCAUACAGGAGAACAACCUUACAAAUGUGGAAUAUGUAACACAGCAUUCCGUACCUCAGGGAUUUUAAGAAUACAUAUGCGUACUCAUACAGGAGAACGGCCCUACAAAUGUGAGACAUGCGGUAAGGCAUUCACACAAUUCGGGAAUCUAAAAACGCACAAGCUCAUUCAUUCUGGAGUGCGUCCUUAUAAAUGUAAAAUAUGUAAGAAAGCAUUCCACGCGUCAUAUAAUUUAAAGAAGCACAUGGUGAUUCAUACAGGAGAGCGUAAUUUCGAAUGCUUAAUAUGCAAUAAGACAUUUUUACGACAGUAUGAUUUGAAUCUGCAUAUGUUUAUUCAUACAGGCGAACAGCCUUUCAAAUGUGAAACAUGUAACACAGGAUUCCGUACAGAAACUAAUUUAAGAGUACAUAUGCGAACUCAUACAGGAGAAAAGCCCUAUAAAUGUGAGACAUGCAAUAAGGCUUUCACACAAUUAGGUACUCUACAAUCGCACAGGCUCAUUCAUACAGGAGAACGCCCUUACAAGUGCGAUAUCUGUAAUAAAGCUUUCACACAAUCAGGUAAUCUGAAAGGACACAAGCGUACUCAGCACAGAGUUCGUUCUAAAAAUGUGAAAGGUGCAAUCAGAAAUUCACGCAAAAAGCACUCAGAUGAGCCUCAAGUCAAGAGCACUGCAGACCAUGGCUUUCAAAAUACCGAAUAGUGACAGUUAGCAGCUUUUACAUCUAGCAGCAGGUGAUUACAGUUUAAGCAGACCGA
Messenger RNA from Ctenocephalides felis (cat flea), 1733 nucleotides. Its product is annotated as zinc finger protein OZF-like. The coding region runs from base 1 to 1677 and encodes 558 amino acids. The record is from RefSeq and is a predicted model, not a curated record. NCBI's taxonomy places the organism in Eukaryota, Metazoa, Arthropoda, Insecta, Siphonaptera, Pulicidae. The transcript is spliced from 2 exons.